CGUGCGGCCGCCAUCUUCCCGUCCCGGGCAGCCAGUGCCAGUCGGAGCCAGCGCGAGCUGCCGCUGCCGCCGCCGCCGCCGCCGCCGCCAUCACUGCCGCUGUCAAGUCCUCCGCCCGCUGCCCCCGCCAUGUCUGCUACGGCUGCCACCGCCCCCCCUGCCGCCCCGGCUGGGGAGGGUGGUCCCCCUGCACCCCCUCCAAACCUCACCAGUAACAGGAGACUGCAGCAGACCCAGGCCCAGGUGGAUGAGGUGGUGGACAUCAUGAGGGUGAACGUGGACAAGGUCCUGGAGCGGGACCAGAAGCUAUCGGAGCUGGACGACCGUGCCGAUGCACUCCAGGCAGGGGCCUCCCAGUUUGAAACAAGUGCAGCCAAGCUCAAGCGCAAAUAUUGGUGGAAAAACCUCAAGAUGAUGAUCAUCUUGGGAGUGAUUUGCGCCAUCAUCCUCAUCAUCAUCAUCGUUUACUUCAGCACUUAAAUCCCUGAGGAGUCUGCCCUGCCUAGAGAAGGGCCACUCCCCUACCCCCAGCCGUUCCUCCACCUCUCAGCCAUAUCUUUCAGCCCCCUCCCCUGGAUCCGUGUGUGUGUGUAUGUGUGUGUGUGUGUGUCCGUGUGUGUGCCCCCUGUAAAUAGCCAGCUGUUAUUUAUACAUAUAUAAUAUUAUAUAUAUUUGGUCUGUUUGUAGUUUUAUUACUAGAAGAUUUUUCUGGUUGUCCUUAACACCCCUUCCUGAGGUUUCAUUGCCUCCUCUCUCUCACCUUCUUUCCCUUUCCCUUUUUUCCUGAUCAGUCCCAAGUCCCUUCAUUUGCAUCUGCUAUGCAAUAGUCCCUCUCCUCUUCUUCUCCUUCCCUUGGGUUUAACUGACCCUUCCUCCUGUCCAUCUUCCCUAUACAACUCCCUCCUCCCUUGAAACAACAACAACAACAACAACAACAACAACAACAACAACAACAACAAAGCACCUUUCCAGGGCUCCCUAGGUGCACCUCUGCACCUAUUGGGAGGUUCUGAGACUGGUCCUACUUGGUCCUAGGAAUCCCAGUUCUUCUGGGAGCAUCCAGCAUGUUAAUUAGCAUAUCAUUUGCAUACUAGCAUCUCUUGGUUUCCUUUUUCGUUCCAUCAUUCUUCUCUCACUGUUUCUUUUUUUACUGAGAAGUUAGUCCCCUUUGGUCCUCAUAUCACACCUUCAUUUGCACGACAUUAUCUGCAGGUGGUAGGGAGCCUGGGCUUUGGGGGAACCAGCUUGCUCUGGACCCCAGAAUUGCCCCCUCCUAGCCACUUUAGUCCAGUUUGCCUUCCUUAUCCCUAUUUUCCAAACCUCUUGUACCCUCCCUCCCCCCAGCUGGUGUGUAAGUGUCUUGGAGUUCAGUGUGUUAUGAUGGACCAAUAAUUCUGCCACUCGGGGUCUUUCCCUACAUUCCUGCUCCCCAGUUUUCAUGUGGGGCACUCAACUGACAUUCCCAUGGGGUCUCUCUCUCUCCCAUCUGCCUGAUCUGCCUCCUUCUCCCACCAGGAGUGUUGGGGGCUGGCCACAAUCUGAUCUCUUUUGGGAGGGGUGGCUCCAGUGUGUGUGGGGUCAUCACUGCCUUGGGGAGGAGUGCGACAAAGUAGAGAAUCCCCCCAAUUCCUGCCUGAAAUCUCUGGCCUCACCUUUGCUGGAGGUUGGACUGAAAACUUUCCUCCCCAAUUUGGGGGCUGUUGCUCCCAUCACUGCCCAGCUCCUCUGACUGCCCCCUAUAUUCAGGGUGGGGGUACUAGUCACUGCCAAUGUGUGUGUGGGACUUGCUGGAUGAUAGGAUCCUCAUCUCUCUCCAGGGCUGUUAGCUCAGAGAAAGAGAGAGAAAGAGAGAGCAAGCGAGCAAGCAAGAGAGAGAGAGAGAACUGUACCCUCAUUGGAUGAAGUGAUAGAGGAAGGGUUUAAUGUCUUUUUAAAUGCACAGUUUUAGGGGUCUGAGGGUAUAGCCCCUUAACCUGCCACUGGAGGGGGUCCCCAACUCUUUCUUCCUCCCACACUCCAUGUUUUCUGUGUGGAGGGAACAGAGAGAUCUAAACUGGUGUGAAAGGGUAGGAGAGAUGCUGGGGGUGGGGGUGCUGUGUUCUAGACCCCCCCAUAUUAUCCCAGUGUCCCCUGCCUUCCUUCUUCCCCUACCCCAUGCCCCCAAUUCUGUGGCGCAUCCAGAUGUGAAAAUGUACAAUAAAUGUGUAAUGAGUAACCA
Molecule: messenger RNA, 2218 nt
Organism: Jaculus jaculus (lesser Egyptian jerboa)
Lineage: Eukaryota; Metazoa; Chordata; Mammalia; Rodentia; Dipodidae
Gene: Vamp2
Product: vesicle associated membrane protein 2
Exons: 5
Coding region: 130-480 (116 amino acids)
Biological process (GO): vesicle-mediated transport; vesicle fusion; SNARE complex assembly
Cellular component (GO): plasma membrane; SNARE complex
Molecular function (GO): SNAP receptor activity; syntaxin-1 binding
Source: RefSeq, a predicted model, not a curated record